Messenger RNA from Planococcus citri (citrus mealybug), 1291 nucleotides. RefSeq lists its product as uncharacterized. The record is from RefSeq and is a predicted model, not a curated record. The transcript has a single exon. Lineage: Eukaryota; Metazoa; Arthropoda; Insecta; Hemiptera; Pseudococcidae. Gene Ontology annotation, molecular function: NAD binding; ADP-ribose diphosphatase activity; NADH pyrophosphatase activity. Bases 1 to 957 code for a protein of 318 amino acids.
AUGGUAAUCUUUUUCGGGUUAAAUUUAAUUAAAAAAUACAGUAGAAAUGUUCGCGUUAUAAGUGAAAAUUUAUUGAAUAUCAUUUCUGCUGCAGCAACCAAACCAUAUUCCGUAUCUAGUCGAUUGUUUUAUUGCGAAACACCCAUGAAUACUUCGAUGUCUUCGACUCCUAUAUUUAACUUUAGCACGGAUCGUUUUCAAGGAGUAACUGUCAAGGAUGAAGCCGAAUUCUCAUGUGAUGUAGAACAAUUUUCAAAUAAACUAAAACAUUCGUUAGAUAAAUGGGUUUGCGACGGUAUCAGAACAGUGUGGUUUUAUAUAUCUCUUCAACAUUCCAUGUUCAUACCAAUUCUGACUCAAAAUGGGUUCGUUUUCCACCGAGUGAAUGAUGCCUCAGGUCAAACACUAGUCUUAAGCAGAUGGCUACCGAAAGAUAAACCAAGUACGAUACCACCUUAUGCCCAUACUAUGGUCGGUGUUGGAGGAAUAGUCGUAAACAACAAAGACGAAUUGUUGACCGUGUAUCAAAGUUAUGGAAAAUAUGAAACUUGGAAACUUCCCGGAGGAUACGUAGAGCCUCGUGAAAAUCUAACCGAUGCGGUUAUACGUGAAGUUGAAGAGGAGACCGGCAUCAAGACGAAAUUCCAGUCUUGCGUAUUGUUUCGACAUACUCAUCAAGCUAAUUUCGAUUGUUCCGAUCUGUACUUUAUCACAGUUCUAGAACCUCUGACUGAAGAAGCGAGCGAAGAUUCGGAGGAAGUUUUGAAAGUCCAAUGGAUGCCGAUUGAAGAAUUUCUCAAUCAUCCUCAUGUUCACGAACUUAAUAAGUUAUUCAUUCGGAUAUAUUUGCAACAGAAAGAGAAUAAAAUAUCGAUAGAGAAACACGAUGGCAUUCAUCCGGUUACCAAGAAACCGUAUACUCUUUAUUACGCUUCUGCGAAUGAUCAUUGUUUGUAAUCGUAAACGGUGUUGUUGUAUAAAUGACAAUUUAAACACUGCCUAUUGAGUCGAGUUACCAUAAAUAUUAGGGAUAAAUUAUUUUAAAUAUGGAACAAGUAGAGGUAGAAGAACAAAGUGUAUCUUUAAUUGAAAGUAUUUAAAAAUGUUUUCAUCUGUAAAAAAAAGUUCUGCUGGAAGCGAACGGAUUUUAAUUUAUUAAUUUAUAUCAUGUUACGGUGUGUUGAUAUUAGAAUUAAACGCAAGAAAAGAAAUACUGUAUCACUGUUUCAUUUGCCAAUUAUUAAUCGUGGAAAUAUUUAUUGAAAAAAAAAUAUAUAUAAAUUCUUAUGCA